This is a messenger RNA of Polychytrium aggregatum, 2574 nucleotides long. RefSeq lists its product as uncharacterized. Lineage: Eukaryota; Fungi; Chytridiomycota; Chytridiomycetes; Polychytriales. The record is from RefSeq and is a predicted model, not a curated record. The transcript is spliced from 7 exons. The coding region runs from base 1 to 2574 and encodes 857 amino acids.
AUGGGCACUGACUCAGCAUCGCUCUCCAGACCACUCUCUCUUUGCCGGCUGUUGCUGGUGCUGCUGUCCUUGCUGGUCUGCAACUCGCUCGCUCUCUGCCACAACUCAGCCGGAUCGCAUCUGGCCGGCGUUGCCGAUGCCAACCCCCUGAUCAAGCGCGAAGUGGUCCAGGACGGCAACAUCACUACCAUCAUCGUCACUGUCUUUGUGUACGUUGAUCAAAGAGGUCAUCCCGUCGAUCAGCAUGGGAAUCCUAUCGCCACCUGGGCCCAGCCCGAUGUCGACCAUGGCCCCUCGCCGCUGGUGCUUCUGCAGGCCGUCGACUUGCCCUCGGGCAGCUCAUCGGCGGCCCCGGCCCAGUCUACCGAGUGCCCGGUUGUCACCAUCACCGUGACCGUCACAAAAACGUACUGCCCCGAUCUGUCCAGCGCCGAGCUGUCGACCACAUUUUCGUCGGCGCUCUCGUCUCUGGUGAUCACCACAACCGUGCCAGUUAUAUCGAGUGCAUCCUCAUCCACACUCCCUAUAUCGGUGCCGUCCACAAGCGCAAAUACCGCCUCUGCUACAACCGUCACGGCAUCGACCACUCUAGCCACGACAUCGGUUCCUACCACCAUUACCAUUGUGACAGUACCGGUCUCCACUGGCUCCAUCGCAACUACGGCUCUUUCGAUUUCCACAUCCAGUCCGGCCCCCACCACCAUCGUGACCGCCGCUUCCGCCACAACUACCACCAGCGCCAUCAUGGCCACCACUGCCUCGGCAUCGAGCACGACCGUGUCCACUAGCGAGCCAGCAAGCAUGUCGACUACUUCGGCGAUGCCAACAACCUCCACGGAGACCACUGCCGAGUCGUCUUCGGAAUUCAGUAUCGAGUCCACUUUGAUGACCACCACAACGGCCACUACACCCGAGCCCGUGACGACACCCACCACAGCGUCGUGGUUGACAACAGCCCCGACACCCUGGACUAUAUCCACCACCGUCAGUGCCUCGCACCAUACCCACCAUACCCACCAUACCCACCAUACCCACCGUAUCCACAACCGGCCCAGCACCGACCACCGUGGCCACAUCUCCAGCAUCUAUGACUGUGGUCAUCACAGCAUCGACUUCCACAGCCAGCGUAUCCACAGUCCCAAUGACAAUGUCAGCGACAACGACAUUGUCCAUAACGACGACGACGAUCAUCGAAACCAGCACGACGACCCCAAACCCUACCCAAUCUGUGACAACAACGUCAAUCAUACCGACUUUAUCAACUUCCGUAUCGAUACCAUCAGCCACUACAACAGCAAUGUUACCCCCCACAUCGAUAACAUCAACCACGACACCAGCGAUGUCAAUCACAACCGUCUCGCCGAUAACCACAUCGUCAACCAUCACGACCACCAACUUCGUGACGCCGACCACCACGGCAAUUGCAACCACCACAGCAACCUCGUUCCUUUCGUCUUCGACAACAUCCCAGGUUGCCACAUCGCCUCCUUCAACCACUACAUUCACUCAGACACAACCAGGAACACAAUCCGCGACAACUCAGCCUUCCGAGACGUGGUUCUCAGGGACAACCACACUUCCAGUGACAACAACACUCGCUCCAUCUUCCCGAUCGGCCACCUAUCCGCCCAGCUGGCCCGCGACAACUGCAGCACCGUCGGUGUCGCCGCAGCCAAGCUUUUGUGGACCACCGGUAUCAAUGGCGAGACCUAUCGGCUCUUUAUGAUGGGCGACGGCAACCUGGUGCUCGCCAAGAACGGACUGGUUUACUGGCAGUCCGGAAGCUCUUUGGCAGAGCCAUCGCAGUCCUACUUUGCAGCCAUCGCGCCGAACGGCAACAUCUUUGUCGUUGAAUCAGCGACGCAGGCAGCCGUGUGGUCCACAUCCAUGAGUAACAUAGGCUACUCGGCUCCAUACUGCGGUCUGCUGCAGACCAACGGCCGCCUCACCAUCUACGACUCGCAAUGCCGCCAAUUCUGGAGUGUCGGUCCGGCCACCACCCCACCAUCACCGCCGUCUCCGGGGCCAAGCUGUCCGUCGAGCAGCGGGUCGACUUGCUCCAUCUCAUUCUCGGUCCGGGACAAAGUUGUUGUCGUUGGGGAACACUUCCGCCACUACACAACCUAUCUCUUCCGGCUGCUUGCCCAUGUGCCAAUCAGCACUGACUGGACCGUGACCGUAUCCCCAGACAUCGCCGGCAUCAAUCUCACCGAUUAUCAGAACUGCCUGGUCCAGUACUCAAACGGUUCGAACAUCGACCUGAAUACUGCGUCGCAUCAUCCAACCCCGAUCGUCGUCGGCUCCAACAUGUCUUGGACGCAGCAAAACGGCUAUGUCGUCGGACCCACUGGCCAGACCGCCAGAGUCAUCAAGAGCGGCUCAGAAAUCCAGUUCAGUAUGACCUUUGUCUUCCCGAUUGGAGUCGAUGCCUUCGAGAUGUCCGUCGGCGUCGACUGCAGCGUCGCGGCGGAUGCGAUCGAUAUCGACCCGUACAACGGGUAUGGCAAUGCCAGUUUCUGCGACACGCAGGCCGACGGUAUUCUGCCAUGGAUGUCAUGGCCCCUGCUGCAGUAG